AUGAAUGAAAAAGAAAAAAUUAAUACAUCUGUUUAUUAUUUAAGAACAAAAAAUAAUAUUGAAUCUAUGGAUUGUAAUAAUGAUUGUAAUUAAUUAUGUAUAGGAGGAUCAUAAUAAAGUUCAAAAUCUUUAAAACUACAAAGAAAGCCAACAAGUGCAAGUUUUGUAUAAUGGAAUAGAUUAGAUUAAACAAAGAUAGUCACUUCAUAUUAAUCAAAUAAUAAUUUUAUAGUAUGGGAUGUAACUAAAUUAGCACUAUAUUGGGAUCCUAAAAAAGAUACUUAAUUAAUUACUGGUUCAUAAGAUAAAACUAUAAAGCUAUGGGAUUUAAAUUCAGGAAGAAGUAUAGAAACAAUAUAGUGCACAGAUGCUGUAAAAGAUGUAAAAUAUUACCCAAAAGAUUAAAAUUACAUUAUAUCAGCUCUUGAUAAUGGCUAUAUAGAAGUUCAUGAUCUUCGGAAAAAAGAUAAAACAGUAUCUUCGUUUAUUUGUAACAUUACUAGAAGAGAAAAAUAAUAUUUUACAGAUAAUGUUCACAUUGUGGAAAUUUAUUUGAUUAUAAUAUAAAAUAAUAGUGUUAAAAAUGUUAGAACAAAUUUAGAUGUGCAUAUUGGUAUUUUUAAAUUAUUAUAAAUAAUAUUAUUUAUUAAAUUGCCUGUUAGAGGACUUUUAAUGUGGUGUUAAAUAUGCUAGCAUGGUGGUCAUUUACAUGAAAUGAAAAAAUGGUUUAAAAAUAAUCAAGAAUGCCCAACUAGAUGUGGACAUCGUUUUACAAAAAAUAAAAAAAUGUUGGAUAAUAAUUAAAGUACAGUAACAUUUAACUAAAGUACUUUAAAUAACUAAUCUGAAUAUUACCAAUCUACGUUUUUAAAAUAAGGAGGUAAUUAUAGUAUAUUAUAAAAACCAUAUGAGUUUAAAUUUGGUACUUAAUUUGAAAGUAAAAGAGGUCCAGUAGAUUAAGAUGUAUUUGCAAACCAUGAAAUAGUCUGUUUAUAUUUUUCAGCCAGUUUUUGCCAUCCAAGUAGAGCUUUAACUCCUAGAAUAAUAGAGUUUUAUAACGAAGUUAAUAUAGAAGAUAAAGUUAUGGAAAUUAUUUUAGUUUCUUUUGAUAAAAAUGAAGAGGAUUUUCAAAAAUAUUACAAAAGUAUGCCUUGGUUAAGUCUUCCUUAUGAUAAAGAUCGUAUAGAAUAAUAUAGGGAACAUUUUGAAAUCAUAGGAAUACCUUAAUUGGUUGUAUUGAGAAAAGACGGAAGUGUAUUACAUUUAAAUGCUAAUAAAUAAAUACUAUAAAGAGCAGAAGAAGUAUUUUUAGAAUGGUAAAAAUAAAUUACAAAUGAAUAAUAAGAAAAUAGUGAAGAAAUGAGUUAAGAAAAAAAAGUCACUUUUUAAUAAUGA
This is a messenger RNA of Ichthyophthirius multifiliis, 1395 nucleotides long. Its product is annotated as protein disulfide isomerase family protein 3, putative. The record is from RefSeq and is a predicted model, not a curated record. Gene Ontology annotation, molecular function: protein binding. Lineage: Eukaryota; Ciliophora; Oligohymenophorea; Hymenostomatida. The transcript is spliced from 9 exons.